Capsaspora owczarzaki ATCC 30864 is the source of this 1684-nucleotide messenger RNA. RefSeq lists its product as hypothetical. Gene Ontology annotation, molecular function: membrane insertase activity. NCBI's taxonomy places the organism in Eukaryota, Filasterea, Ministeriida, Capsasporidae. Gene Ontology annotation, cellular component: mitochondrial inner membrane. Gene Ontology annotation, biological process: mitochondrial respiratory chain complex IV assembly; protein insertion into mitochondrial inner membrane from matrix. The record is from RefSeq and is a predicted model, not a curated record. The transcript is spliced from 4 exons. The coding region runs from base 52 to 1518 and encodes 488 amino acids.
CUCGAAUCGCAGUCGUCUCUCUCUAGUCAGCAGCUUUCGUCUUGAAUCAGCAUGCUGAUGAUCCGAUUGCUGGGACGCAGCAGUAGUCGCGCGUCGUCCGCCGCCGCCGCCGCCAUCAUGAUGACGACCAAUAGCAUGCCUUGUGCUGGCGAUCUCGUGUCCCGUCCGCUGCCCAGUGCUGCGUUGCUGCGCGCUGCAGUCGCUCCAGUUGGACACUCUGGUCGCUCCGUCACCACUCUGGCCAGCCUCACUGCGAUGCCUGGCUCUGCACAAUACUAUGCUGCAUGCCCCUUGGCUGAGCCUGCCACGCACAACAGCACGCUGCUGCUGGUGCCGAGUGUGACAGAGCUUGAUCCGUCCGCCGUGUCGACGCUCCAGAUGGCUGCGGCUCCAGCUGGCGACAGCGCCGUCCUCGCUGCGGCUCGUGGCUUGUUCGAAGGCAUCCAUGACAUGACUGGAUUGCCGUGGUGGCUGUCGAUCGUCGCGUCGGCGUUCCUGCUGCGCACCGUGUUCACCUUGCCGCUGUCCGUCUAUGCCACAAAGGAGAGCGCGCGGAUGGUUCUUGCAGAGCCUCAACUGAAGGCCGAGAUCAAUGCCAAGCAGCACGAGGUUGCUGCCGAAUGUCGCAGGAAUAAUCUGACGUACGAGCAGUUCCAGAAGCGCGUGCAACCAGUGCUGCGUGAGACUCAAGAACGCUUCAUGACCAAAAUUGGGUAUAGCCCCAUGCGAUCCGUCGCGCUGGCUUGGGCACAAGCCCCGCUGUUUAUUGCCAUCACGUUGGCGCUUCGUGGCAUGUCGGGCUGGCCAAUCUCCCUUCGGCAGUACUUUUCCUUCCUGAUGCCGUCCGAGACCAGAAUCAAGCAAGACUUUUUGAAUGAACUGGUGGCGAACGGUGUUGCCAAAGACCUGCUUGAUGCAGAGCACAUUUAUUCGAUGGCAACGGUCGGAUCCCUUGACGCUGUGCCGGAAUUGCCAUUCGUCAGCCCGGGCUUGACCUCUGAGGGAAUAUUGAGUUUCACCGACCUCACCGCCCCCGACCAAUUCUAUCUUGUCCCCGUACUGAUCGGUGGCAUCAUGUUGUACAACACACAGCUGACCAUCUCAGCAAGCUCGAACAAGUCGCUCGCGUUUCGCAUUGGCUCGCAAAUCUGGCGUCUCUUGGCAAUUGCGAUGGGCUUUGCCGCAGCCGUCAGUCCUGCGAGCGUGGGCAUGUACUGGUUGGGCUCGGCCAUCUACUCGGCGUUGCAAAACAUUUCCUUCCGGAUACCUGCAGUGCGAAGAUUGCUCGGCAUUCCAGUGCUUCCAGUGACGGCCCAGAAUAGCAGACUACCCUUUCCCUUGCACAAGCUCGAUCUUGGCAACGGUGUAGCGUCUGAAAAUGUGUCGGCUGGCGCAACGGCUCUGUCUGCUGCAGAAAUCUUACUCCAAAAGAAACCCAGUACGAGCAUUUCAGCUUCCACGUUUGGCAAUCACAAGACGGGUGGCCAGAGUUGGUCGCCCCUUCGUGCCAAAAAGUGACGAGCAUCUUUGUGCUUCUGAUCCUUCUCCUUCAUGACAAAGACCAACCCCCCAACCAAGCCGAGUCAUGUCCUGAGCCUCUGAUUCUUUUCCACCGUUUCAUGAUUCCACGAUUUCCCGCAAUACAGAACAGUGAGCCAUUCUUGUGCUUUUUGUUUUCGCUUCC